AUGAAUAUCGUGUGUGGUGGGUCAAACGAUACAUUAACAAAUUCUACAAGCGAAGUAGAUGUACACCUUGCUGCACUGUUGCCGUAUUCUACAGAAGGGGAUAUUGUAAGCGGGGUGAUACCAGCUAUAUACCUAGCACUGGAACAUGUCAAUAAACACGACGACGUACUACCGGGAUUCCGAUUGAAUAUUGAAUUCUUCGACACAAAGUGUGAUAUGGCGGAAGGAACUAAAGCAUUCUUCGAUGCAAUGGCGAGAAGUCCCCCUAAGUUAAUGGUAUUCGGUGGGAUAUGUUCCAAUGUAACAGCCCCUUUAGCUGAAGCGGUGAUGUGGUGGAACCUAAUACAGUUGUCUUACGCAAACACGGAACCAUUUUUAUCAGAACGUGAGAAGUACCCUACGUUUUUCCGCACUGUUCCUUCUGAAGCUGACUUCAACCCUGCCAAACUAAAGUUACUAGAAUAUUACAACUGGACCCGCGUUGCUACGAUUCACCAAGACACGCCACGAUUUUCAAUAGCACACAAUAAAAUGUCGAGUAUUUUGGAGAAUUCCGGUAAAAUCCUAAUCAAGGUUGCCAGCUUAACCAAUGACCCCGACAUCGCCGUGAGGAGCGUGAAGGAGUCCGGUGCUCGGAUAAUACUGGGAUAUUUCGAUGAGAAUAUGGCAAGGAAAGUUUUCUGUAGUGCGUGGAAGAAUGAGCUUGUGGGACACAAGUAUGUGUGGAUACUUCCUGGAUGGUACAGUGACAAUUGGUGGAACAGCACGGAAGCAAAUUGUGACUGUAGCACAGAUGAGCUGUAUGAAGCAAUUCAAGGCUACAUAGCAACUGACGUAUUACCCUUGACAACAAGCAAGGACGAAACCAUAUCAGGAUUAACGGCCUCAGCGUACGAACAGGAAUAUAACGAGAUGAGCGGUGACAAUUACACGGUAUUACACGGUUAUGCAUAUGACGGUGUCUGGACUAUAGCACUUGCACUGGAUGCUGUAAUACGACAACUGGGCAGCAACGUCACAUCCAUUGUCAAUUACACGUAUGCAAAUGAAGAUGUAUUUCAGAUGAUUAUGGAGGCUAUGAACGAGACAGAUUUUGUUGGCGUCACGGGUCGUGUACGUUUCAAUGAAGGGGACAGAUUGGGAACUAUUGUAUAUGAACAGUUUGUAGAUUCGAGUCAUGUGAAAAUAGGAGAAUAUCACGCAUACAGUGACAGUUACUUUCUGAAUAAUGACAAGAUACACUGGGCAGACGGCUCGCCGCCUUUAGACCAACCUGUUGUGAUCCGUGUCCAGCGUGGAGUGUCCUCCAUUCUUUACGUCAUAAUGUGCUGUUUAACCUAUAUAGGUAUAAUGAUUGCAUUGAUGUUUCUAUUCUUCAAUAUGCGAUUCAGAAAACACAGAUUCAUAAAGAUGUCCAGUCCUUAUCUGAAUAAUCUAAUCAUACUAGGUGGAAUACUGUGUUACUGUUUCAUUUAUUUCCUUGGGUUGGAUGGCACGCAACUUGCCGGCGUCCAUGCCAUAUGUUCGAUCCGUGCCUGGAUGUUAACGAUUGGCUUCACCGGAGCGUUCGGAGCAAUGUUCAGCAAAACGUGGAGAGUACACAGUAUAUUUACAAACAUUAAAAUGAAAAAGCGAGUAAUACAAGACAAAAGGUUGUUUGCAAUAGUUGGUGUACUGCUGCUGAUUGAUGUAUUGCUAUUGGUAACAUGGGAAAUAAAAGACCCAAUGAAGAGAAUGGCGAUUGAAGGACGAGAAGAGCCUGACCCUGAAGGAAGAGAUGUCUUUUUUGUACCUGUUAUGCAGCACUGUGAAAGUGUUCAUAUGUCAAUAUGGCUCGCUGUCAUAUACGCAUAUAAAGGAGUGCUAAUGAUAUUUGGAUGCUUUCUCGCCUGGGAGACACGUCAUGUUAGUAUACCUGCAUUAAACGAUAGUAAAUACAUCGGUAUGUGCGUCUAUAACGUGGUUGUGAUGUGCGUAAUUGGAGUGGCAUUGUCUUUUCUUAUAACCAAUAAUCCCAACGCAACGUUCGGAAUCAUAUCACUUUUUAUACUAUUUUGUACAACAGUGACACUCUGUCUAGUCUUCCUACCAAAGCUCAUUGAACUCAAAAGAGACCCAAGUGGAGAAGAAAAGAAAAUACGUUGCCUUAGCAGCAGGGGAAGUUUUAAAAUGACUUCAACUUUUGACGGUACGAGCGUUCCUUUCAAAACACGAUGUCUCAGAACAGAAAAUAUGAAGCUACGAAAACUGCUUUCCGAGAAAGAUAAGGAUAUCGAGGUGUUACUAGAAAAACUAGGCAUGGAGCCAUCGUACCGAUAUGAAACUUCACGUACGACUGUCUUCCCAAUGGAAACAACGGUGUCAUCCAUAUACGUAGAAGAAUGGAAACCUCCGUCCAUUGCAUUUGCUGGGGACGAGUCUACUAAUCAUAGCGCAAACAAAAAUUCGUGGCAAUCAGCACUCUAUACAUGUGUCAAACCGAACUCUUCUGACAACAAAGAAUACUCAGAAUUAUUCAGCAGGAGAAGUCGCGAUGCAACGCUACCAACAAUCUCGUCCUCUGAUAACAGUAGUGAAAUAGUAGACAAAGGGUCGCUGCACGAAUACGAAGAAACAUUCAGUAUGACGGUUCCAGAAAUGACGCAAUGUGAUAGGGACAGUUGUAGAACAUAUUCAGAAGCCAUGUCAGAUCAACCCCAGUAUUGCAAAGACAUUGAAGACGUGAAUUGUCGAUUACUGUGUAAUGAAGAUGAGGAUGAGGAUUAUGACUUAGAUUAUCAUUCCCAUUCGAAAAAUUUAUUUGACUCUCUAAGAGAAACAGCAAUAUUGUCUGAUUCUGAAAAAAACAGCACUAAUGACAUUCCAGAGUUGUUUAUAUCAGAAGAUAUACCAUACGAACUGUAUCCACCUACCAUCCCAAUCACUGUCUCCGAUGACGCCAGUUCUGGAUUAAUUACAUUGAGACGAACAGACAGUCCAUUUGUGAGAACUUUAAAUGAUAACAAGGAGUCAACAAUGGCGGAGGAAUUUCAUACAAAAUUAAAUUCAUUAUCCAAACCUCCUCCAAUCGACGAUCCAAAAUAG
Messenger RNA from Saccoglossus kowalevskii, 3084 nucleotides. RefSeq names its product gamma-aminobutyric acid type B receptor subunit 2. Gene Ontology annotation, biological process: G protein-coupled receptor signaling pathway; gamma-aminobutyric acid signaling pathway. The record is from RefSeq and is a predicted model, not a curated record. Gene Ontology annotation, molecular function: G protein-coupled GABA receptor activity. NCBI's taxonomy places the organism in Eukaryota, Metazoa, Hemichordata, Enteropneusta, Harrimaniidae. Gene Ontology annotation, cellular component: membrane; G protein-coupled receptor heterodimeric complex.